AUGCCUAGCCACGGUCCGGCCGUCACAAAUGCAGAUGACAAUACCAAAUCUUCAAUCAAAAGACGCUUCGGCGAAGAAAUACCUUACAAUAUUGGCCCUUGUGACGACCCAUGCGCGUACUGUGCAGCUCUUCAUUGGACGUUGGAGAGACAACCCGGGACCAAGACCACUCUGAGUACUGUCUACGCGGCGUGCUGCCAGCAAGGCGCAGUCAAAUUACCUAGCACCAAUUUUGAAAAUGAACUAACGCCUGACUUCCUCAAGGCAUUAUUGUCCGACCAAGAUAGAAGUGAGCAAGAUAUCCGCCGAUACAAUAAUUCCCUGUCUUUCGCUUCAACUGGGACGAAGCAAGACGUCAGUGUUGCAGGCAACGGUGGUUCCUGGACUUACAAAAUCAAGGGACGUUUAACACAUCGCAUUGGCUCACUUUUACCCGCACCGGGCAUACCAAGGAAAUUCGCUCAAAUAUUCAUGUAUGGGGACCAGUCUGACGAAGAAGCACACAGCCGUAACGAACGCGCCGGCGGCGGUCUCAACACCAAUAUCAUCAAAACUUUUCAACAAUUCCUCUAUAGGCAUAAUCCGUUUGCUAAGUUGUACAAGUCAGCCGAGGAGGUUCUCGACGCAGGCGGUGUCAAGACCAUAAAGAUCAAAUCCAUGUCUUUAUCAGGCCGCGACCCCAACCGUUAUAACUACCCUACAUGUAAUGAAGUCGCCGCUGUGAUCCAAGGCGACGGCGACAUUGGAUCAGAAGACCAAGACAUCAUACUCAGGCGACGGGACGGCCCACUCAGACGUAUAUGUGACCUAAAUACCAACUACUUCUCACUUCGUUACCCGAUUUUUUUUAUGUUUGGGUUGCACGGAUGGGACAAGCAUUACCGGCAUUUAAAUGAACGUCAUACGUAA
Melampsora larici-populina 98AG31 is the source of this 909-nucleotide messenger RNA. RefSeq lists its product as uncharacterized. The transcript has 2 exons. The coding region runs from base 1 to 909 and encodes 302 amino acids. The record is from RefSeq and is a predicted model, not a curated record. NCBI's taxonomy places the organism in Eukaryota, Fungi, Basidiomycota, Pucciniomycetes, Pucciniales, Melampsoraceae.